This is a messenger RNA of Armigeres subalbatus, 969 nucleotides long. RefSeq names its product serine protease snake-like. The coding region runs from base 1 to 969 and encodes 322 amino acids. The record is from RefSeq and is a predicted model, not a curated record. Gene Ontology annotation, biological process: proteolysis. Lineage: Eukaryota; Metazoa; Arthropoda; Insecta; Diptera; Culicidae. Gene Ontology annotation, molecular function: serine-type endopeptidase activity. The transcript has 4 exons.
AUGAGGCCCAUAAAGUUUCUGAAGUCACUUUGUCUGUAUCUGCUGAUUAUUCAUGGCACUGUUGCGCAACGGAUAUCGGAACAGAAAUGUUGCGAGUAUCGUCGGCUAACGGCUUCUCGAAUUGGGAUCAUCCCUCUCAUUGCCAAAGCCAGAUCAGUUAUCUUCGAGGAAUUCACCUGCCCCACUACAGUAAAGGUGAUUGCCGGCGGAGAGGAAGCCCAGGAAGGCGAGUUUCCGCAUCAUGCUUUACUCGGCUGGGAGUCUCUGGAUUACGUCAGCGUGGAGGAAUAUUCGUUUCGCUGUGGUGCGGUGCUAAUCAGCGAGAGCUACGUAAUGACUGCCGGCCACUGCGUUGUGGAUCAAGGGUGGGGCAAUCCGGCUGUAGUACGUUUGGGAGAAUACGAUUUGCAUAACGAUAAUGAUCAUCAUGUGGACUUUGACGUUCAGCAGGUGGUGAGGCACCCGAACUACAAGGGGAACAGCGUUUACAACGAUAUUGCAUUGGUGAAGGUCAAACGCAGCGUGCGUUUUUCUCCGUUCAUUCGACCUGCUUGCUUGUGGACUUCCAAAUCGAUUAAUUUUACAUCGGCGAUUGCUACCGGAUUCGGGCAGCUGGGAUUUCUUACAGAGCAGGCGACUAAGCUGAACAAAGUGACACUGGAACUGUACGAUGCGUCCUUUUGCAACCGUGCCUUCGUGAGAAAUCGUAAGUUUGAGGAUGGCGUCAUUGAUUCGCAGAUCUGUGCCGGCAGUGAGAACGAGAAGGACACUUGCAAGGGCGACUCUGGGGGUCCAUUACAGGUGAUGAUUGAAGGCAAUGGGUGUAUGUACUACGUAGUGGGUCUGACGUCUCGCGGACACGACGCUUGUGGGUUGAAGAGUUCUGUAGCGCUCUAUACGAGAGUUUCCUCUUUCGUGGACUGGAUUGAGCACGUCGUUUGGGAAGAUGAAGUAGAUUCUUGGAAAUAA